AUGAGAUUAAGAAAAUCAGUAUUGGCAGGUUUAGCAGUUGCCCUAAUCAUAGCGGCAUAUCUAGGAUUUGCUGAUAUUAGCUUGGAACAUGAUAAAUUGGUACAUUUCUUUGUGUUCUUUGGACUUACGUUAAUGUUUUAUUGGUUAUUUGAGACUUCUAGUACAAGAGCUAUAAGGAAUCUUACAUUUAUUAUAUGUACAUUAGCUGGUGGUAUUGGCUCGGAAUUCAUUCAAGGCCUAUUACCAUAUCGUACAUUUGAUCCAAAGGAUAUAAUAUGUAAUGUUUUGGGCUCAUCGUUAGCAUUAAUUUUCUCAGUUAUUUAUCAUAAAAGAAUUGUGGAACAAAGAAGACAACAGCGUUAUGAACAGUUGAGAAGUUCAAUUCCAUUAGAUGUUGAAGAUGUUGAUUUUGAUAUGGAUGUUGAGAGCGGUGCUCAAAGUGAUCGCUCAAAUGAUUUAAGCAAAUUUUCAAGUAGAGAAGAUGUUACAGAUAUAACGUUGAAAAAUAUAAAACCAGAACCGGUUGAUGAUUUAAGUGUGGAAUAG
Molecule: messenger RNA, 546 nt
Organism: Hansenula ciferrii
Lineage: Eukaryota; Fungi; Ascomycota; Saccharomycetes; Phaffomycetales; Wickerhamomycetaceae
Exons: 1
Coding region: 1-546 (181 amino acids)
Source: RefSeq, a predicted model, not a curated record